AUGUAUUAUGUGGGGAGACGAGGAUUUGGCUCGGGGAUCAAAGGAUCUCUACGAGAUGGUACAGUGGUUGCUGUAAAGAAAAUGAAGUGUUCACGACAAGAUGAAAAGCAAUUCCGAGCAGAAAUUAGUUCUCUUGGCAACAUACAACAUGUCAAUUUGGUCAGGCUACGAGGGUUUUGUGCAGAAGGAUCAAGACGGUUACUGGUUUAUGAUUACAUGCCCAAGGGUUCUCUGAAUUCUAUACUGUUCACCGGUAGUUCCAAAAGUAAACGGGAGCCGGAAAACAUUCUGCCGGAUGGUGAUUUGUCACCUAAUUUGGUCGAUUUUGGGCUAGCAAAGCUUGUGGGUAGAGAUUUUAGUCAUGUGCUGACCACUACAAGGGGAACGAGAGGAUACUUGGCUCCAGAGUGGAUCUUCGGUCUUCCCAUCACUCCCAAGGUUGACGUCUACAGUUUUGGUACGACACUCUUGGAAAUCAUUUCGGGGCGAAGAAAUCUGGACUUAAAAGUGCAAGAUUCAAGUUUGUUUUACUUUCCCCCAUGGCCUGCAACUCAAAUUCAGCAGGGGAACACAAUGAACAUUGUGGAGGAGGGUGUUGCAGAGGAGGCAAACAUGGAAGAGGUGAGAAGUUUAUGUGUUGUAGCCUUGUUAUGCAUUCAAGAGGACGAGGAAGUGAGGCCUAGCAUGAUGCAAGUGGUGCAGAUGCUGGAAGGGAAGGUGGAGCCUCAAACUCCGCAGGUUAUGGACAGGCCAGUGGACCGAAGCGACACAAGCAGCAUCACCUAUAGCCAUGUUACCAGUUAG
Cryptomeria japonica (Japanese cedar) is the source of this 804-nucleotide messenger RNA. Its product is annotated as G-type lectin S-receptor-like serine/threonine-protein kinase SD2-2. Gene Ontology annotation, biological process: protein phosphorylation. Gene Ontology annotation, molecular function: protein kinase activity; ATP binding. Lineage: Eukaryota; Viridiplantae; Streptophyta; Pinopsida; Cupressales; Cupressaceae. The transcript is spliced from 2 exons. Bases 1 to 804 code for a protein of 267 amino acids. The record is from RefSeq and is a predicted model, not a curated record.